GAGUUUGCGGUAGGAAAGAGUAUACAUGAGUCGUGAAAAUUGGCCAAGAUAAAUGAUAAAUCUCUAGCCUAGUCCAGGAGCAAUGCACCAAAAAACAUAUCGUAGCUUUGCAUGAAGAGUAUUCUAUACAUCCACAUCUCUAAAGUUAACACGCAAUUACAAAAAAUAAAAUAUAUCGAAUGUGCGUGGAGUACCAAACCAGCCCAAACUUUCACACUGAUAUUAUACCCCAUCGAGUUUAGGAUGUGCAGUAGACAGGCCCCUCCAAGCCAGUUGAGCUACAACCAAAGCGGUGCAACAGGAUAGAAGAAUAGAUCAAAACACGAGAGACAACACGAGAGGAUCUGAGAGUACAAAUCAUGUGGAAUGCACUUUGUGACGAGCUUGCCUGACAAGGAAGAAGGUAAAGGCUGGCGAAGGUGAAAGGUCCGAGUACGUGGACGAGGGAGUAUGAUUAAGAUUUAUAAUAUGCGCCAGCUGGACCGACCGAUCGCUCGGGUCCAACAAGGAAUUUCCGGAAAUUCGAGCUCUCAAUUCUCCUGGUCCUGCAGGAGAAUUGCGAUCGCUUUGGUUUGAGGGUCCGAAGGAUUUCGGCUCCAGAGUGUCCAUGGGAAGCUGGCAGUGAAUCGCUCGAGGUCGCCCACGGGCUGGGGCUCUCAUGGCCUCGUACGGUCGCAGAUCGAGCUGUGCAGCUUCUCGUCUCUUCAUCUUCUCGUCCUCGUGCUCGUCCUCACUGAGAUCCGUUCGUCCCUGCUCGCACUCGUCCUCCGAUCCACUGCGCCACUCUUCCCGAUUCCGCUCUCGAGGUCCCACGUUAGCAUCGACCGGAAUUGGCUCCAGUGCGAGUCCCAAUUCGUUGGCCCGAAUUUCCUCCUGGCGAGCUGCGUCGUCUGUUGCAGAGCAGACGGUGUCGAGUUCCAGCUGGAGAAAGUAUGUCGUCGGUGGCGUCUGUGCUUCUGCGGGGUUCCUUCUCUGGAAGCAGUAUCCUGGACAGAACCCGGUCUCGUCUCAAUCGAUUGCCAGUAGCAGUGGAGAGCUGGUGCUUCCCCCGAAGGUUGCUCAUGCUGGACUUCCCCAGGCCUUCAUCCAGCAGUUGCACGGAGUGUGUGAAGAGGAGAGGAUUGUAUUCGACUUCGAUGAGAGAGACAAUCAUGGCAAGAACAUGAACAGCUAUCACAGGGCAGAUAACAUACCGGACGUGGUGGUGUAUCCUGAGACCACCGAGGAGGUCGUCAGCAUUGUCAAGCUUUGCCAAGAGUACAAGGUGCCCAUAACAGCCUAUGGAGCCGCAACUUCGUUAGAAGGUCACACAUUGGCUUUGCACGGUGGCGUUUCCAUCGAUAUGACAAGAAUGAAGAAAAUCAAAGAGCUGCAUAUUGAAGAUAUGGAUGUGGUGGUCGAGCCAGGCAUGGGGUGGAUUGAGCUCAACCAGUAUCUGAAACCAAAAGGGCUCUUCUUUCCCCUCGAUCCCGGGCCAGGUGCAACAGUAGGAGGCAUGUGUGCCACCCGUUGUUCUGGAUCUCUCGCCGUUCGUUAUGGGACCAUGCGGGACAAUGUGAUCUCUCUGAAGGUAGUGAUGGCCAAUGGAGAUGUUGUGAAGACAGCUUCACGAGCUCGGAAGAGUGCUGCCGGCUAUGAUUUGACAAGACUCAUGAUCGGAAGCGAAGGCACUCUUGGCAUCAUCACAGAAGUCACACUUCGGUUGCAAAAACUUCCAGAGGCAUCUACUGUUGCCAUGUGCAACUUUCCUUCAGUGAAAGAUGCAGCUGAUGUGGCCAUAGGCAUUAUGCACUCGGGGAUUCAGGCAUCCAGGGUGGAGCUCUUAGAUGAAGUGAUGAUGAAAGCAGCGAAUUUGGCUAAUGGCAAAAAUUACAAGGAAGCGCCUACUCUCAUGUUCGAGCUCAUCGGAACAGAAGCAUAUGUUCUCGAACAAACGGAACGGGUGAAGAAAAUAGCAGAAGAACACAGUGCGUCCAAUUUCACCUACGCCGAAUCUCAAGAGGCGAAGGAUGAGCUUUGGAAGAUAAGGAAGGAGCUAUUUUGGGCUUGUCAGUCAUUACAGUCCGACGCGGAAAUUCUGACCACGGAUGUGUGUGUGCCGCUGUCCAGACUCGCGGAUUGCAUUGCGGAAGCCAAAGCCGAACUUGAUAAGUCCAGCUUGAUAACGGGUGUUAUAUCUCAUGCAGGUGACGGAAAUUUUCAUACUUUGAUUAUGGUCAAGCAGGGCAGUGAGGAAGAUCUGCUCGAAGCAAAGAGGCUGUCAGACUUAAUGGUCCAUACGGCUUUGAACUUAGGAGGGACAUGUACAGGAGAACAUGGUGUUGGCAUAGGGAAAGUGAAGUAUCUCGAGAAGGAGCUCGGGCCCGAGGCAAUGAAAGUGAUGGGAUCCAUCAAAGAAACUCUGGAUCCGGACAACAUUUUUAACCCUGGCAAAGUAGUCCCAUCAAAAUAUUGCUACUAGUUGUUUCCGAGAUCCACAAUUUAGCAACGUGUUAUGUUAGUUCGAGGAUGAUCACCUCUGAGAGGAGCCUGUACCAUAUCGGAGUAAGCAAUGAGAUCGCCGACAUAUUGGGCCCCCGUCAUGGCGGAGUUUGUAAGCUAGCCCAAAUAUUUUGUAAAGUGAUCCUGUCCAAGUGCACAUGCUUGAUGACCGAGACCUCUUGGAAGCAGUCGGGUCCUUCUACCACUCCAAAUUCGGAAUGCCAGUGUGCAUGUAAGAUGAAACAUGGUGCCCACUCUCGACGAGUGUAUACCUCUUUAGAUCCUUCGUGAUUUUGGGUGGGAAGCCCGGAGGUAUCUGAAGUGCUCAUUCGACACAUGGUAGUCACGACUUAGUUAACAUGUCCAUCGUGAAAGAGCUCCAGGGUUUGCCAAACGAGGACAUUGUAUCCAAGGUGCUGAAGUAAAACUUUCACCAGGCACUGACACACCAUACCACUCGUUCUCCUCUUGUUCUCAGACGAGGCUGUAUGGAAAAAGGGCCGGUAGGCUCGUCACGUAAGCAUCAACCUCGAGCAAUCAUGUUGGCUGCUGGGUGGUAGGUGGGUGGUUGAGUCGUUAGAGACGCUCUGCUCUGUCUUUCACGCGCUGAGAGUGAGAAUUGCCUUGAAAUGGAGGCAUGGGAGGAGAGGGGAUGUACUAUGCACGGUGUCUGUAUAUUAGACGGCUCGCAGUGAUCUAUCUAUUAACUCAGUUGUCACAUUCACUCACCUUGGCAGUAUCACAUCAAUCUGUAACGGAAGACGAUGCGUACAACAGCCUACCGAGGGAUAGGCCUUUGACACACUACAAGCUUGAUGACCUCGCUGGGAGAAUACAGUGAAGACGUGCGCACGCACAGAAGACUCUGAUUCCGUAAAGGGACUCUGAUUCAUGAUAAGGGUUGAACAUUCAAUGUCCAACCCCCGAACUUUCACAGCCGCAUUCACCACCUCCACCCGAUAAGCAAGUACGCACGGGCAUUUGGGCCGUUGCUAACCUGAA
Molecule: messenger RNA, 3483 nt
Organism: Marchantia polymorpha subsp. ruderalis
Lineage: Eukaryota; Viridiplantae; Streptophyta; Marchantiopsida; Marchantiales; Marchantiaceae
Source: the annotation of a GenBank genome assembly